This is a messenger RNA of Danaus chrysippus (African queen), 1344 nucleotides long. The record is from the annotation of a GenBank genome assembly. Lineage: Eukaryota; Metazoa; Arthropoda; Insecta; Lepidoptera; Nymphalidae.
AUGAGGGAAAUCGUCCACAUCCAAGCCGGGCAAUGCGGCAACCAAAUUGGGGCUAAGUUUUGGGAAGUAAUAUCAGACGAACACGGUAUUGACCCUACAGGAGCCUACCAGGGUGACUCCGACCUGCAAUUGGAGCGCAUUAAUGUAUAUUAUAAUGAGGCCUCCGGGUGUAAAUAUGUACCGAGAGCCGUUCUCGUCGACCUUGAGCCUGGCACCAUGGAUUCUGUAAGGUCCGGGCCAUUCGGACAAAUAUUUCGCCCGGACAAUUUUGUUUUCGGGCAAUCUGGUGCCGGUAAUAACUGGGCGAAGGGACACUAUACGGAGGGGGCCGAGUUAGUGGACUCGGUUCUCGAUGUAGUCAGAAAGGAAGCGGAGGGUUGUGACUGUCUGCAAGGAUUUCAGUUGACGCAUUCUCUUGGCGGUGGUACAGGUUCGGGGAUGGGUACUUUGUUGAUAUCAAAAAUAAGAGAAGAAUACCCCGACCGGAUCAUGAAUACAUUUUCGGUUGUACCCAGUCCGAAAGUGUCGGACACUGUUGUCGAGCCUUACAAUGCUACGUUAUCAGUCCACCAAUUAGUGGAGAAUACGGAUGAAACGUACUGUAUCGAUAAUGAAGCGUUAUAUGAUAUUUGUUUCCGCACACUGAAAUUGACUACACCGACCUACGGUGACUUGAAUCACUUGGUAUCAGCGACGAUGUCUGGGGUCACUACCUGUCUACGUUUUCCCGGUCAACUAAACGCUGAUCUCCGUAAACUUGCUGUCAAUAUGGUUCCAUUUCCGCGCCUACAUUUUUUCAUGCCAGGUUUCGCACCGCUCACAUCGAGAGGCAGUCAACAGUAUAGAGCAUUGACUGUUCCAGAACUUACUCAGCAAAUGUUUGACGCUAAGAACAUGAUGGCGGCGUGUGAUCCUCGCCACGGUCGGUAUCUGACUGUAGCUGCUGUGUUCCGCGGCCGCAUGUCCAUGAAGGAAGUGGACGAGCAGAUGUUAAAUAUACAAAAUAAAAACAGCAGCUACUUCGUUGAAUGGAUUCCCAAUAACGUGAAGACGGCCGUUUGCGAUAUUCCACCUCGUGGACUGAAGAUGUCCGCCACAUUUAUUGGUAACACAACAGCUAUACAGGAGCUGUUUAAGAGAAUAUCUGAACAAUUCUCGGCCAUGUUUAGACGAAAAGCCUUUUUGCAUUGGUACACUGGCGAAGGGAUGGACGAGAUGGAGUUCACGGAAGCUGAGAGUAACAUGAAUGACCUGGUGUCGGAGUACCAGCAGUACCAAGAUGCGACGGCCGAUGAUGAAGGGGAAUUUGACGAGGAAGCGUACCAAUUUAGAUGUUUCUUUUAA